This is a messenger RNA of Orbicella faveolata, 2374 nucleotides long. RefSeq names its product kelch-like protein 12. The record is from RefSeq and is a predicted model, not a curated record. NCBI's taxonomy places the organism in Eukaryota, Metazoa, Cnidaria, Anthozoa, Scleractinia, Merulinidae.
AGGCCAUGCAGGUAAUAACAUGGGGGACUUAUCCGAACCCAUGACAGCUGCAGACCCUUCACGGCAUCGUCAGGAGCUUACCGAGCGUCUAGAUACCCUGAGAAGAAACGAUAGUUUCUGUGAUGUGACAAUCGCAGUAAAAGGCGAAGAGUUCAAAGCUCACAAAGAUGUACUUGCCGCAUCAAGCCCGUUCUUUCUUUCACUUCUGGAAAGUGGCAUGAGAGAGAGUACCGAACAGUUGAUUAGAAUAGAGCUUGAAGAAGCUACUGCGGCUGUUAUGGAAGGAGUACUAAAGUACAUUUAUACAGGAAAUGUUUUAGUUACAGGGGAAAGUGGUCAUAAUUUGAUUGCAACUGCAGAUUAUCUUCUGCUACCAGGCUUGAAAACAGUGGCUGGUAAUUUCACAAAAGAUACUGUGACUAUCGAGAACUGUGUUUUCAAUUAUUAUUUUGCCAUCAAGUAUCAGUGCCCAGAACUAAGGCAAAAGUCAAGUGAUUUGAUCCGCUCAAACUUUAGUGUUGUCAUGGAGACAGAUGAUUUUUUGAACCUUGAAACAAAUCAAGUCAUGGAAUGGGUGUCUAGUAAUGACGUCAUUGUCAAAGAUGAAGAGGACAUUUUUAAGGGAAUAGUGAAGUGGGUGAACCACAACAAGACUGAAAGAGAGAGAAGCUUUCCUGACUUGUUUCAGGAAGUUCGCUUGUUAUCAUUGUCUCACAAAUUUCUAUUUAAUGAGUUGGUGAAAGAUGAACUUGUGAGAAACAGUAAUGAGUGUUUAAACUUUGUGCUGGCUGGCAUGAAAGGGAUUGUCCUUCCCUCUGACUCAGAAUGUGUUCCCAAGUCUGCAAGGAAAUGUCUUGAGACACACACUGAUGUAAUUUUUGUCACUGGUGGAAUUAUGUCGUUUUGUUAUGUUCCUUCUGAAGACAUAUGGUACCAGUUGGACGACAUGAUAUUUGACCAUAAAGAUCAUGGUGUCAUACAAUUUGGAGACAAAGUUUUUAUUUUCAGCCCAAAUAAUGCAAAGCAUAGGGAAAAUAUUGAUAACGUAACUGAAUAUUAUAGUUCUUCUUCCAAUUCCUGGGGAGCAAUAAGUCAUUCAGUGUCUUGUUUUAGAAGGGGGCUAUCUAGUGUAUUAAAACUGAAUGACUGCAUUUAUAUCUUAGAAGUAGAUGAUGUUACAUACAAAGAAGACAGUAUCCAUCAAUAUUAUCCUGAAGACAAUUUUUGGGAGCUAUUCUGGUUACCUUUAGAUCGAUGGGGAACUUGUGACGUUAGUGACGUGCAACACCUCUACAUAAUUGGCGGCACUAAUUCCGGUGAAGCAAUAAAUGGAACUUGUUCAGUUGCUCGGUUUGGCCCAGAGGGCUUUGAAACAGUUGCAGGAAUGAAUGAAGCAAGACAUAAUGCUUUUGGAGCAGCCAUGAAUGGAAAGAUCUAUGUAGCAGGUGGACUGCAAAGGAAAGAGAGGGGAUGUAAGGUACUUUGCACAUGUGAGGUGUACAGUCCAUCAACUGAUGAAUGGCAAGUGAUUGCAAGUCUCAAUGUGCCUCGUCAUUCUACAAGCAUGUUGUGUUUCAAGGGAGGUCUGUACAUUGUUGGUGGCUUGAGGGAUAACAAGAGAUCAAGAGAGUUGUCAGUGGAAAUGUUCUAUGUUGAGGAAAAUGAGUGGAAGAAGAAAUCAAACAUACCUGUGACCUGUGAACAUGUGGGAGAAGAUGGGAAAAAGCCACUGUACAAGGCUUGUUUCGCAAAUCUUCAUAGAUCUGUGCUAUCAGAACUUAACACAUUAGAAUCUAAAAUAAGUCGUGAUGCCGUAAGGGCACAAAUGAGAGUAUGGUUGCAAGGAUUUAAUUCCUGAGGUUUUCAUCUCAAGUUUUUGAAAGCUUAAAUUUAAGCUCAAGGCAUGGUAAAGUCCAUGUUAAAACCAAGGGGCAAAAAACUUUUACUCAAGUGAUAUUUAAUUAGUUCAUUUUAACGCUGGGUUAUCUCAGUCGUGCUUUGAACAACUGGGCCCUUGAAAGAUAAGCUGCAACAUUUUGCAAAUUUACAAAACAAAAUUUUAGGGUGCAGUGCUAAGCCACCAUCUUAAAUUGCAGAAUUACAUUUGUUCUCAGUUGUCACAUUUUGUUAUGACAUGUGUAGGCUAGGUGGUGUAGUGGUUAGCAUGUUGGACUUUUGAUCUGACAGUCAGAUGCUCAGGGGGUUGUUGGUUCAAGCAAAUUUGAUGUCUGUAUCGCUCUGUUGUUUCCUUAGUCAACAAAACUUUGCUUCUCAUUGUCUCUCUCCUCCCGGUCAAGUGUAUAAUUAAGAAAUAGAAAACAUGUACCAUGUUUCUAUCAAGUUAUAGAAACACUAUUGGAAGUUUGGGGGAAUG